GCGUUGACGACACGGACGCGGAAGCGAGGCUCGUGCGACUAGUGUGGACGGCACCCCCCGCCGACCUCAGCUUAGGUCAAGUGUCGGAGUAUGACAUGCGAGUCGCCCAAAGCUUCGACCAACUCUACAACGACUUCGACGCGUGCGACACCUUGUGGCAGUUCGGCUUAACCAACAUGUCCGACACGCUCGCCAACCCGGGGUCACCCGGUGACCUCGAGCUGCUCUCCGUCCGCGACGACGGUGGCGCCCCCAACGGCACCAUCGUGUUCGGCAUCCGGUCGACGGGACCGCCUGGCGGCGACACCAGCGACGUCUCCAACCUCGUGUCAACGUCGCUGACGCUAGUGGCGCCGCCGCCGGUGACAACCGACAAGCCGCCGGUGACAACCGACAAGCCGCCGAGCGACAAGGACGCCCUCUACUGGGUCGUUGUCGCCGCGAUCUGCCUCGGCAUCGUCGCUGUCAUCGUCGCCAUAGCGAUCGGCUGCUACUGCUACGUGUGCGGGCGCGACGACAAGGCCGAGGAAAUGAUGGCAGAAGAGGGCGCCACCGACGGCGUCGCGGUAUUCGCGAACCCGACGUACGACGGCCACAAGGUGGUGCCGCGAACGGCCGCCGAGAAGAGAGUGCUGCCGCGCAGCAAGGUCAGCGAGUCGCUAGAUGACGCCACCCCGGAGGUGCUGCUUGCAGCGAUGGGCGUGCGCUACAGCGCCGACGCCGGGGGCGGAUCUGAGAUGCUGCGAGAUCAGACGAAGGAUGACGCAUCCUUCUACUGAAGCCCUAACGUCGUUCUACUGAAUCCCUGACUUUCUACUGAAGCCCUAACCUUCUACUAUAGCCCUGACCUUCUACUGAAGCCCUGACCUUCUACUGAAUCCCUGACCUUCUACUAAAGCUCUUACCUUCUAUUAAAUCCCUGACCUUCCACUAAAGCCAAGAUAUUCUACUGAAGCCCAGGCUUUUUACUGAAACAAAAAUAUUCCACUGAUGCCCAGGAAUGAGAGCGAGAAAUUAUUCGUACAAAUGCAAAUUGAACUCGUGUUUUCUUGCGUGAAAUAACAAUUCAUAGGAAAUUUAUAUAUCAUUUCGUAGUUAGACAACUAAGUAUCGGUGGAACAUGUAUUAUACUAUUGUUUGUGAUAUUACUGUACACGGUUAUCGUAUGAUCAAAGAUCAUCCAACAUUUCAUUGUUAUUAAAUUGCUAGCAAAAUGAUUCCUAUUAGUAGGCCUAUAGUAUUAUUAUACAUGAGCGUUGUAAGAUCAAACGUCAUAUUUACCAUUUCAUGGUUAAAAACAUAAUUUGUAUUAUUAAGUAUUUAUUAUUAUAAAAUGGUCAUUCAACAGAAAAACAGCAUAAUGGAUUUGAAAAACGUUAGCACAGAUUACGUUUUUGAUAUGAAAAGUUGUGGAAACAAAUAAUUUAUAAAAACUAUUCUCGCAUGUGUAAAACAGUUGCGCAUCAAUAAAGCGUUAUAUUCUACUGAUAAAAAUACUCUUCACUCUAUAUUUACACGUUAACAGCGUCUCUCGGUCCUCGUCAUCUGUUAUGUAAUGCCUUUUCAAAUACUACCUGGCAUACAAGGCCUUACCGCUGCUGCUGCCAUCUAUAGUUGAUCUUCGGCGUAAAU
Messenger RNA from Priapulus caudatus, 1632 nucleotides. RefSeq lists its product as uncharacterized. NCBI's taxonomy places the organism in Eukaryota, Metazoa, Priapulida, Priapulimorpha, Priapulimorphida, Priapulidae. The transcript is spliced from 2 exons. The coding region runs from base 96 to 779 and encodes 227 amino acids. The record is from RefSeq and is a predicted model, not a curated record.